CAGGCAUUCUCUUCCCUACCAAUCCUAUCUCUUCUCAUAUGAACCAAACCAAACCAUUAAUUGAAUAUUGUUGAUCUGGCAAAUUCAUUCUGCUUCUUCUUUGUCUGUCCUCCAAUAUUAUUUGAUACCUAACAUGCACUGUAUAUAUAACUGUGUUAGACGCCAAAAAAUUGGAUACAAAUUAAACCACAUCAAACCCCUUCACUAUAUCAUAGCAUAAAAGAGAGGAAAAAGUGGUCUUUUUUAAUUCAGAAGUACUACAUAUAUACUACAUUGUAAGAUACAACAGAGAGAGAUGGCAACAAAUGGGCUUGGACUGGAAAUCACUGAGCUCAGAUUAGGACUUCCCGGCGGCGACCGGAGUAGUGGUGCCGGAAAUGAGAAGAAAAGGGUUUUUUCUCAGAUUGAAGGAGUUGAUGAUGGUGUGAAUCAGGAUCAGAAAAAUGUUAAUGUUGAGAAGAAAUCUGGUGCAAAGGCAAUGAGUCGUCGUCAUCAUCAUCAGCAGCAGCAGCAGCAAGUGGUUGGAUGGCCUCCGGUGUGUUCGUUUCGGAGGAAGAAUAGCUUCAAGAAGGCUAAUGCUGAUGAAGAUCAGUACUCAUUGAAAAUGUACGUGAAAGUUAGCAUGGAUGGAGCCCCUUUCCUCCGGAAGAUCAAUCUGAGUGAUCAGAAAGAUUAUUCUGAUCUUCAGUUGACUCUCGAAAAGCUAUUUGGCUCCUGCUUUAAACUUGUUGAGGACUACAGUUCGGAAUACGUUCCAAUAUACGAGGACAAAGAAGGAGAUUGGAUGCUUGUGGGAGAUGUGCCUUGGACGAUGUUCAUUGAAUCUUGUAAGAAGCUGAGGAUCAUGAAGAAGACUGAAGCAAUUGGAAUUGGACUGAGAAAUGCAAAGGAAACCUCGCACGAUGGAUGAUCUCGCUCCAACUUGAUUAAUGUUAAUCCAAAGUGUAUUAAUAUAGGCUGAGUUUAUUACAUAAUUUAAUUUUUUUUUUUUUUUGGCUUUGGUUUUGAUUUUGUGUUUCCUCUCUUGUGUACGUUUAAUGACUUAGUUAAUCCCGUAUACUUCUAGAUUUCUCUUCAAGAACACUCGACAGGAAGUAAAUUUAUACCCCCAUACGUAUUGUCUUGAAUUCAGGCUAUGCAAAUUUAUUCAAAUAUGAAACUCAGCUGUAUUCUUAUGUACACCUUCUUAGAAGAGUUUUACCUCUGGAAUGGGAUAUAUCCGAUUCGUAUUUUAAAUCAGUCGAAACAAUGAUUUUGG
This is a messenger RNA of Oldenlandia corymbosa var. corymbosa, 1258 nucleotides long. The record is from the annotation of a GenBank genome assembly. Lineage: Eukaryota; Viridiplantae; Streptophyta; Magnoliopsida; Gentianales; Rubiaceae.